CAUGUUGGAUGGAACUGGCUCUGGGCUCUCUGGCGGUCGGACUUCCCAGGAAAGUUUUUGCCGUUUUCCUUCGCAGUCCUGUCGCUGCAGUUUUGACCUUAUUUCAGAGUGAAGCGGGAGGUCUCAUUGCAUACAUAAGCGGGGUACAUUUUUGGCACCCCGGUGUUGAGGACCCCCGGGAUAAAGUGAUCCGGUGCGAGGGGGUCGGAGGAAGGCCACGGAUGACCAAGGGAUUGUUUAUGUAUCUUUCUGGAUCUGAAAUAACGAGUAACAGUCGGUGCAUACUUUAUAAAUUGACCACCAAUUAUGAGUGGACAUCCGCCGCAACGGCGGAUAGCAAACGUCGGUUCCAUACUACUGACACCACAGGAAAAUGAGGCGCUUUUCAACCACCUUGGCAGGAAAUGCAUUACGUUGUCUUCAGCAGUGGUCCAAGUGUUCACAGCAGACAGGAACUCAAGCUGGAACAAGAGAUGCUGCGGUGUGGCCUGUCUGGUCAAAGACAACCCCCAACGAUCCUACUUCAUCAGGGUCUUUGACAUCAAGGACGGUAAGAUGACGUUUGAACAGGAGCUGUACAACAACUUCAGCAUCUACCUCUCCAGACCUUACUUCAUCACAUUUGCUGGAGAUACAUGCCAAGUGGGUCUCAACUUUGCCAGUGAGGAGGAGACGAAGCGUUUCCGUGCUCAAAUCCAGGAGCUGAUGAGCAAACGACAGAGGAAAACUGAGAAGAGACGCGACCCUCCAAAUGGCCCCACGUUGCCCAUGGCCACAGUCGACAUCAAAAACCCAGAGAUAAGCAACGUGCACCGCUACCAUAACAACUCUCAGGUGAACAACAUCGUGCACUCCUCCUUCCAAAAGAGGGAGAAAAAAGGCAAAGGGAAGAAGAAGAGGCUGACCAAGGCGGACAUCGGUACACCCAGCAACUUCCAGCACAUCGGACAUGUAGGCUGGGAUCCAAACACGGGCUUUGAUUUGAAUAAUUUGGACCCUGAGCUGAAGAACCUGUUCGACAUGUGCGGCAUCUCUGAGGCUCAGCUGAAGGACAAGGAGACCUCGAAGGUCAUCUACGACUUCAUCGAGAAGAAAGGGGGCGUAGAAGCUGUCAAAAACGAGCUACGGAGACAAGCACCUCCUCCUCCUCCAUCCAGAGGUGGCCCUCCUCCACCUCCACCACACCACAGCUCAGCCCCCCCUCCUCCUCCUCCAGCCAGGGGCCGAGGUGCCCCUCCACCUCCUCCACCCUCCAGAGCUCCCGUCUCUGCACCUCCUCCUCCUCCUCCAUCCCGACCUGGCAUGUCCGCUCCACCGCCUCCCCCGCCCAGCCGAGGCUCCCUUCCUCCUCCCCCUCCACCGGCCCACGCUUCGAUUCCCGUGGCGCCUCCCCCUCCGCCUCCUCCCCCUUCAUCCUCGAUUCCAUCCAGCGGCGGAGCCCCGCCUCCUCCCCCUCCUCCUCCACCACCUCCCGGCCCUCCACCUCCAGCUCCUCCGCUGUCCAUGGAGGCUAACGGAGGGGAUGGCGGGCAGCCCGGGAAGUCUGCGCUGCUGAGUCAGAUCCGAGAGGGCACCCAGCUAAAGAAGGUGGAGCAGAGGGAGAGGCCGGUGUCCAGCACUGGCAGAGAUGCACUUCUGGACCAAAUCAGACAAGGAAUCCAACUGAAAUCUAGGGAUGACAACACAGACUCAUCCCCUCCUACCCCGGCCCCCUCAGCAGGCAUUGUUGGGGCUCUAAUGGAGGUGAUGCAGAAAAGGAGCAAGGCUAUUCACUCCUCAGACGAGGAUGAUGAAGAUGACGAAGAUGAGGACUUUGAGGAUGAUGAUGAAUGGGAGGACUAGCGAUAUUCUCUUUCUUCCCUUCCUCAGCCCCAGGAUGAUCAUGACACUAAAAUCGUUCUUGUCUUUCUAAAAAAGAAAUCUUUAAUUUCACAAGUAUAAAUGUAAAUGUUCUAUCAAGUUGCUGUAUAUUUUUGUUGCCUUUAUGCUUUUUUAUUAAUCUGUGCAAUACCUCAUUUAAUCUGUAAAUGUUUGUCAUUCUCAUAUCUUAGGUUGUUGUUUCUUUGUCCUCGUCAUGUCUGUCUCAGUCGGCUCCAUCUUCUGUCUCUUGAUAGCAAUAUCUCACAUAUCUGGUGAAAACUUUGUUGGGAUUUUUUCCAUCUCUAUGCAUCUCUUUCUCCUCCCACGUCCCCAACUCUUUGACCUCCAUCUGUCUCUCAGACAUCGUUCCUAUAUCUGCUGCCUCCUAUCAAACCAUCGCACAUUUUCUCUCCCUGUCACUCUCCAGUGUUCCUACUUCUCUGAUUAACAUGUGCAAUUUAACAUCAAGCUGUUUCUUGAAGCAUAGAGUUGAAUGUUUUUUCUUUUCUUUUGGUCAGUCGUCGAAGGAGAAGGCUUCCAAAAUAAGGAGCCGUGAAUCCUUCAUCAAUCAUGUGUCAUCGUUGUUUGUCAGGAGAAGAAAAAGAAAUUGAACUAUUUUCAUACCCUAUUGCUCUGUAGUUUAUUUUUACUUAUUAAAUGAUCUUAGUUUAGAACUCAUAUUUUCUUAAAACAAUGAAAAAGGAAAGGCUCUUUUUGGAAACUUUAGCUUCAUUUGCUGUUGACUGUAAAUUUGCUCCAGAGUUUGAGUCUUGUUAUAUUUUUGCACAGAAAGAGAAGACUUGCUGCAUGAGUACAAGACAUUUUCAGGUCUGUAUUAUUAAGGAACAUACGUACGCUUCACUAAAAGAGGAUAAACACUUGGUUUCUAAGCAUAUUAAGCAUUUUAAAUGGUUAACUCAUCACUACAUACAGUACAUACAUGGAGGUAUCCAUCAGCUGGCUAUCUGUUGUGAAUUUUAGUUCUUUAUUUUGUCACUCUUACACUACAGACUGUUGAAAUUGUAUUUUUCUUUUUCUUUCUUUUUUUACAGUAGCCAACAUUAAUAAAUGCCUGUUUGUUGGAAUCAGGUCAUUGAUCAUGUAAAGCUUGAGGAAUAAAGACAUUUUAGUUUUA
Molecule: messenger RNA, 2995 nt
Organism: Cheilinus undulatus (humphead wrasse)
Lineage: Eukaryota; Metazoa; Chordata; Actinopteri; Labriformes; Labridae
Gene: waslb
Product: WASP like actin nucleation promoting factor b
Exons: 11
Coding region: 307-1842 (511 amino acids)
Biological process (GO): actin filament organization
Molecular function (GO): actin binding
Source: RefSeq, a predicted model, not a curated record